This is a messenger RNA of Oldenlandia corymbosa var. corymbosa, 1312 nucleotides long. Lineage: Eukaryota; Viridiplantae; Streptophyta; Magnoliopsida; Gentianales; Rubiaceae. The record is from the annotation of a GenBank genome assembly.
GGGCUUAGUAUAUCUUGAAGACGAAGUUUCAGACAUAGAUAGCAGAAGAAGUACACUCAAUUUAUGGGAAUUUGUAAACAAAUUUGCACCCACAUCUAUAAGCGUGACACCCAUAAAUGACAUUUAUAAUCUCUCAUGUGUGAAUUAAAAUCCAAGAAGAUCCCUUUCUUUGUGGGCUACAACAAAAUUUUAAUACUCUUCCUAGCUUAGCCCUACCAACGGUUAGUUUACAUUGAGCCCACAAAAUUUCUUCCAUUUUCCCCCACUCUUCACUUCACUGAUAUAUCUGCUCAAAUAGAACAAGUGAACAAACAGAAUCAAGAUUUUUGAAGAUCAGCUCAAGAUAAAAUAUGUCAAACAAAUCACCGAUUUUUCCUAUAUGUGAACCUCAACACUUCAGUGAUUAUGGAUUUGAUCCUCAAAUUGAUUACUUUCAGGUUUUGGAGGAAGCAAAGAGGCACAACAGAGAGACGCUUAAUAUUAAUUCUUCAACACCAAGAUCCUCCAUAGAUGCUCUGCAUUUCAAGCUCCAAAAACCCAUCUCAAAGGAUGAAUAUUUCACCAACAAGAAGAUCAAGAAGAAGCGUUGGUGGAAAAACGCGCUUCAUUUCUUCAAAGGGAAACAUCCUCAUGGUGGUGCAACCGGAACCGCCGCUGGCGCCGGCGGUGGCACGGAAGUUCUUGGUAAUGGUGUGCCGUACUGCACCGGGCGACCCGUUUGCAGGGCAUCAGUCUCGGGUCCGAUCUAUAUUACUGAGAGUAGAAGUGGGUCCUCCACUCCUUACCGGACGACCUGCAGCCGACCAACUUCCGGCCCACUUGCCGGAACGUUGACUCCGGUGGAGAAAGAUGAGGUUCAGAAUCCUUACAUUAGUCUCAGGGAGUUUGAAUUGGAUCAGCACCAGCAGCAGCAUAGGUUUUCGACGUCAUCAGCUAUGCCAAUAUAUUUGGUGACGUAAUAAUUUGUGGGGGAAAAAGAAAAAGGAUUUUCUUCUAAUUAUGUAAUAGUAGCAACAGUAAUGACUUUUAGGUGUGGUACUUUCUUGAUCAAAAUUGUUGGGCUUAUCUUGAGGUCUUCUUUUAUUUGUUAUUGAAAUGGUUAAGUCUUAAGUAUUAACCCAACCAAGAAAAAUUAGCCCCUUUUUAGUUCUUUUUGUCUAUAGAAAAAGGUGCUUUAGAAGCUGGUGUUUGUGGAUUAAGGAAGUGUUCCUCGUUUACAUUUGUCUAUUACAUUGUUUUUUCGUGGACUGAAUUUCUGUUUGAAUAUUGCAAGAUUGCCAUGUUAUAUAACCUUUAAGAUUGCGAUGUUUUU